Messenger RNA from Archocentrus centrarchus (flier cichlid), 1205 nucleotides. RefSeq names its product sperm acrosome associated 6 (gene spaca6). The transcript has 9 exons. Gene Ontology annotation, biological process: fusion of sperm to egg plasma membrane involved in single fertilization. The coding region runs from base 55 to 1050 and encodes 331 amino acids. NCBI's taxonomy places the organism in Eukaryota, Metazoa, Chordata, Actinopteri, Cichliformes, Cichlidae. The record is from RefSeq and is a predicted model, not a curated record.
UCAAAACAGUUCACAGGGAAACAUUUGCUGAGUUUUUAAAGCUCAUAUUGAAAAAUGUUCACAUCUGCUUUGCGGCUUGUGUACAUUAGCUUGCUGUUGAGCCCCUCUCAAAGCUGCUAUCAGUGUUUCGUUGAUGUGAAAGACAGUCUUCGUCUGUGCUGGGGUUACCUUUUGACCAAGUACAAUGUGAGAAAUGUUGACACCUGCUUCGAGAAGCUGGACCACAUCUUCAACAAUAAUAAGACGGUGAUUGAAGCUGGUAGAGUGGGUAAAGGCUAUGACAUCCAACUGAAGGAAAUUCUGGAUGCAGAGAUCCUGCCACUGGUGGAAGAGUUUGACCGAAAGCUCAAUAACGACACUGUGUAUGAGCAAAGGUUGCAGACAGCAGCAGACAAUUUCAUCUCAGCUGCCUCCAAACUGCCUAGAGUCUCUGGAUGUUUCCCCCCAUGUGGUUUUCAGAGUGCAGGUGCAGUGUACAACUGUAUCACCUGUCAGUAUGACUCCUGUGAAUUCCUUCUCGACUGUCCAGUGGAAGAAAUUAAAGUUAUGGAAAACAGCAGGAUUCGAAUGUGGUGCGCUGUGCCAUUUGCCUUGCCAAGUGAUAUUGAAGUGAUCUGGAGGUUCGCAGAGGAGGUUAAAACCCAACAAAUGGAUCAGUUUAAAGAAGUGACUGUGGGAGUGGACAGGCUCUACUCCAUCCCUUCAGUGAGUUUGCAGCAUCAGGGCACCUACCAGUGUGAGAUUUACUCGGGCCAACUCUCCAUUGUCAGAGUAUACUACUAUAUCUCAGUGACCCCCCAGCUUGUGGCAGGCCACACAGAGCUGCAGGAGAUAUUUGACCUGUCUCUUCUCCCAGGAGGGCAGUUAUUCCCUGCAUCUGGUGACUCUCCCCGCUCCUUCCUCGCCUCAUUGUCACUGCUUCUCGCUGCCUGUUUAACCGCUUUACUGCUGCUGCUGUUUAUCUCCCUGGGGGUUCUGUGUUGGUCAUCAAUACAAGAGCAAAGUCAUACUGAAGAAACAGAUGAGGAUGAAGAUUUAGAUUUAUUCUGAGUGUUUGGAAAAUACACGUUAAGAAACAAAGGCAUUUCAUCAAGUCUGCAGAGUGCUACGUCAUAGUCCAGACAACCUGUGUGUGACUCUUUCCACCACUAGAGGGCAGAAUCCGCCUCUUUAUUAGUAGCAUCCACUAAAUAUUUUGCUGUAUG